Hemicordylus capensis (graceful crag lizard) is the source of this 2502-nucleotide messenger RNA. RefSeq names its product PR/SET domain 6 (gene PRDM6). The record is from RefSeq and is a predicted model, not a curated record. The transcript is spliced from 8 exons. Gene Ontology annotation, cellular component: nucleus. Lineage: Eukaryota; Metazoa; Chordata; Lepidosauria; Squamata; Cordylidae. Bases 1 to 1794 code for a protein of 597 amino acids. Gene Ontology annotation, molecular function: protein binding; histone methyltransferase activity.
AUGCUGAAACCAAGCGAUCCCGGCGGAUCGGCUUUCCUCAAGGUGGAUCCUGCUUACCUCCAGCACUGGCAGCAGCUUUUCCCGCACAGCACCCAACUCAAAGGCGGCGCCGGGCUGCUAGGCCACCUCCAGGCGCCCGAAAGAGCCGGCGUCGAUCCCCCGGCUGACAGCCUCCGCCAGCUCCCGGCCUCUCUCUCUUCGGCCGCCUCCUCUUCCUCCUCUUCUUCCUCGUCUUCCUCCUCUUCCUCCACCCCGUCGUCCGCCCCGUCUUCGUGCGCCGCCGCCUCCCUGGCCAGCUUGACUUCGCUGCCGGUGGCUCAGAUCCCCGUCUUUGGACCGAUCCAAAGCUCCGAUUCCCCCACAGGAGCCCCGGUCUCCCUACUGCAGACCAAGGACCUGGGCGGCGGCGGAGGAGGCGGAAGCAGCAGCGUAGCCAAGUGCAGCGACCGGGUGGUGGCCCGGUUCCGCUGCACUGCUGAAGAGCUGGACUAUUACCUGUAUGGGCAGCAGCGCAUGGAGAUCAUCCCCCUCAACCAGCACACCGGGGACCCCAACAAUCGGUGUGACAUGUGUGCAGAUAACCGCAAUGGAGAAUGCCCCAUGCAUGGCCCUUUGCACUCUUUGCGCCGCCUAGUGGGCACGAGUAGUGCUGCGGCGGCAGCACCUCCACCAGAGAUUCCUGAAUGGCUUCGAGAUCUGCCACGGGAAGUAUGUCUGUGCACCAGCACUGUGCCUGGUUUGGCCUAUGGCAUCUGUGCUGCCCAGAGGAUUCAGCAGGGCACCUGGAUUGGUCCAUUCCAGGGAGUUCUUCUUCUGCCAGAAAAGGUACAAGCAGGAGCAACCAGGAACACUCAGCACCUCUGGGAAAUAUAUGACCAAGAUGGGACACUACAGCACUUUAUUGAUGGUGGGGAACCCAGUAAGUCAAGCUGGAUGAGAUAUAUUCGAUGUGCAAGGCACUGUGGUGAGCAGAACCUAACGGUAGUACAGUACAGGUCAAAUAUAUUCUACAGAGCCUGCAUGGAUAUUCCCAGGGGCACAGAGUUGUUGGUGUGGUACAAUGACAGCUAUACAUCUUUCUUUGGGAUUCCUCUACAGUGCAUUGCACAGGAUGAAAACUUGAAUGUCCCUUCAACUGUAAUGGAAGCCAUGUCCAGACAAGAUACCAUCCAGCCAUUUAACAAAAGUAGCAAACUACCUUCUGCCACUCCACAACGAUCCAUAGUAUUUCCACAGACUCCAUGUAGCAGGAAUUUCUCUCUUCUGGAUAAAUCAGGGUCUAUCGAAUCAGGAUUUAACCAGAUCAGUGUAAAAAACCAGCGAGUCCUUGCAAGUCCUACAUCAACAAGCCAAUUAAAUUCUGAGUUCAGUGACUGGCAUCUUUGGAAAUGUGGGCAGUGCUUUAAGACAUUCACCCAACGGAUCCUCUUACAGAUGCAUGUGUGCACGCAGAACCCUGACAGAAAUUCCCAACAAUCCCAUUUGGGGGGCUCCAGAAAGGGGCCCUAUCAGUGUGGACACUGCUCCCAAUCCUUCUCCCAACCUUCAGAGCUACGGAACCACGUAGUCACCCAUUCCAGUGACAGACCUUUCAAGUGUGGCUAUUGCGGUCGUGCCUUUGCUGGUGCUACUACACUCAACAAUCAUAUCCGGACACAUACAGGGGAGAAGCCCUUUAAGUGCGAGAGGUGUGAGAGGAGCUUCACACAAGCCACCCAGCUGAGUCGACACCAGAGGAUGCCCAAUGAGUGCAAGCCAAUAACAGAGAGCACAGAAUCAAUUGAAGUGGAUUAACUGAUUGACUGGUUGGAAUUAAACUGCAAGGAAAGUCAUGAUUAAAUGUCACGGACACUUAAGCAAAACCAAAGAUUUCCUCUGAGCAACUUUCAAUCAGUCCCAGAAAACCAAGAGCAGUAAUAAAAUAAGUAAGAUGUUAAGAGAUAUUGAUCCUGGCGUGGAAGUGAAACCAGGAAAGAGAUUAUUUAUUUAUGACUAGGAAUGAGACUUGAUUUCAAUGGACAAGAAACUCGGGCCUGCUGGCAUUUCUAGCCCUCUUUCCCACCAUCAUGUACUGCUUUGUUUCUAAAAGCUUUUAUAAUUGUUAUUUAAUACCAAAGCAGCAGAUAUCAAGGGUUCUUCUGCCUGUAGCUAUGACUAAGAAUGCACAUGGACAUGUUUGUCGUUGCACCUUUCUUGUCGGCAUGACCCGAUGGACCCAGGUAUACUCCUUUCUGGCUGGGUUCUGUUGGGUUGUGUUGCUCUUGACAUGGCUAUAAUAAUAAUAAUUAAAAAGAUGUCUCUAUAUGGCAAAGCAGAGAAGGCAAUCCAAGACCACCUUUAUGUUGAUGUCAGACCUCUGACUGACUGUCAUUUCAUUUCCAUGGUUUCAGAACUCACAUUUUGUGCACUUUUUUGUAUAAAUGUUUUCAUUAGCCAGUGUUUCAUUGGCCCAGAAGAUCCCCGAAAUGUUAAAUAAACUUUGUCGUAUAUAUAUGUAGAUGU